GACAACAACCCACUCAAACAAACUACCAGAAAAAAGAUGGUGAAAAGCGAAAACUAAAAAGUGGAAAAAUAAGAAAUCUACCAAAGCUUCUUUUUGUCUUUUAUGUACUUCAUUUCCAGUUUAUCAUCGCCAUGAAUGAUGUACUUAAAAUCCCAAUCAAUAAUCACAAUUCCCAAUUUCUAGGGUUCUUAUAAAACGCUCACAAUUUCACCUCUUAAUAAUCAUGAUCGAUUCAUCCGCAAUGUCGAAUUGCGAUUCUCUCUCUCCAUAUGAACUCAUAUUUCGAGCUCUUCUAAUCAUACCAAUUUCUCAUUAUUUGAUCGGAUUCACGAUCUUUGUUGCCGCAAUUUUGUAUAAUUUUCUGGAGUGGCAUGUGAUCCGUGACAUUUUAACUGGAUUUAGAGGGCAAUCAGUUACUUUAUAUUAUAAUUCCGAGUCUAAAUUGUAUGAUGGGGUUGUUUCCAAGUGUCGGAUUUUACAUGGAAGAUAUUUGACUACACCUUGGUUAGCUAGUCCUCACAUUCAAACUACUUUUCUGAACUUUUUUGGAAGGCCCCCUGUCUUCAAUUAUAGGAGACAACUAUUUUCUACUUCUGAUGGUGGAACUAUUGCUCUGGAUUGGCUUAUGAGUUCUGACGUGAUAGGGCAUGGAGCCUACGUUGACAAUGUUAUUCCAAAAGAUGAUAGGACCCCUAUUGUGUUCGUAGUUCCAGGUCUGACGAGUGAUUCUAAUUCUCCGUAUCUGAAGCACCUUGUGUACAACACUGCAAAAUGUGGAUGGAAUGUUGUUGUAGGCAACCACAGAGGUCUCGGUGGUGUUUCUGUCACUUCCGAUUGCUUCUAUAAUGCUGGAUGGACAGAGGAUGUUCGUGUAGUCAUUCAUCAUAUCCAUAGUGAACACCCAAAUGCGCCCCUUUUUGUUGUGGGAACAAGCAUUGGAGCCAACAUUUUGGUAAAGUUUCUUGGUGAAGAUGGGGAAGACAUUCCAAUUGCAGGGGCUGUUGCUAUUUGCUCUCCAUGGGACCUUUUGAUUGGAGACCGGUUCAUUGGUCGCAGACUAGUCCAAAAGUUGUAUGACCGAGCUCUUACCAUUGGCCUGCAAGGUUAUGCACAAUUACAUCAACCACGCUAUUCUCGACUUGCUAAUUGGGAAGGAAUUAGAGAGUCCCGUAGCAUCCGAGAUUUUGAUAAUCACGCCACCCGCCUUGUGGGGAAGUAUGAGACUGUUGAUGCAUACUACAGGCGGUGUAGCAGUACUAACUAUGUCGGUAAAGUAGCUGUUCCACUACUCUGCAUUAGUGCUUUGGACGAUCCUGUUUGUACUAGGGAAGCCAUUCCGUGGGAUGAAUGCAGGUUAAAUAAGAACAUUGUUCUCGCGACCACACAGCAUGGUGGACAUCUUGCCUUCUUUGAAGGAAUAACUGCCUCCAGCCUCUGGUGGGUGAGGGCCGUUACUGAAUUCCUGAGCAUUCUACAGUCGAGCCCAUAUAUGCAUAAACAAAAGAAGGUGCAGAUUUCUGGUUUGGUUUCUUUAUCAGAACCUGCAAUAGACCAAGGUCCAUAUGUAAAUGUUGCUCAAGACGGGAUGGUUGCUGCUGUGAGCAAUGACCCAAAAAGAGAUGGUUUUGACGACUCCUCUGAGCUGAUUAAAUCAACCAGUGAAAUGGCAAUGGAGGAGCAAGAUCGACAGCUGAGGGAAUCAGUGCCAAAUGAUGUUCGUUCAGAUGAUCAAACCCAUGAACAGAUGCCUAGCAGUCCCUGUGAUGCCACUUGUCGUGGUGCAACUUCUCUUAUUAAGCGGCGUUUGGAACAGCUUUCUCGACAUUCUAAGAGAUCAAUAUGGUUGCUCGCUUAUGUGGCCAUCGUUACAAGUUGGCCUUUGGUCGGCUCAGCGUUCUACUACUUCUUUAAAAGGAAGAUUAAGAACGUAUCGCCUUCCAGAAUGCAGAAAAAAUAGUAACUCAAGUUGGUGUUUAUACCCAGUAUUCUGUAACUGUAUGUAUUAGUGGCUUCUGUAAUUCUUGCAUGUUUACAUGCUGAUGACAUCGGUAGAGAAUCAAGGUUGG
Beta vulgaris subsp. vulgaris (sugar beet) is the source of this 2066-nucleotide messenger RNA. RefSeq lists its product as uncharacterized. NCBI's taxonomy places the organism in Eukaryota, Viridiplantae, Streptophyta, Magnoliopsida, Caryophyllales, Amaranthaceae. The coding region runs from base 224 to 1957 and encodes 577 amino acids. The record is from RefSeq and is a predicted model, not a curated record. Gene Ontology annotation, molecular function: short-chain carboxylesterase activity; monoacylglycerol lipase activity. The transcript has 14 exons.